UCAAAGCGAUGUGGCCCGGACACUUUCAAUUCGUUCUGGAACUUGGCUCUGGAAUCCUGGAUUUCCCCCCGGCGUUGAUCUGACGUCCGGCAGCCUUCCAUAAAAGGCCACCUUCGUUAAGCUCAGGACAACAGCCUGCAGGCGCCCAACAAAAGUUUCUCGUCUCUCUUUAAUAAUUUCGUUCAAGCCCUGCGACACUCUGUGGUUUCCAGGCCUGCGCACAUCUCCGCAUAUUUGCCCCAAGCCAUUCAUUCACUCGACCUAGUCUUUGAUAGGUACCCUCCUCGAGUCCUCAUCGAUCGACAUCCCCGCCAUCUGUGCACCCGCAAGAGACGAGGUGAAACCGUCCCACAACGAAGAACGCUCCUGAUUCUCAUACACGUCAUACCUAUGGGUACCAAGUCUCGUCGCGCCAAAUCGCCGCCCCUUUCUCGAAACGGUUCUGUAGGGCGCGCAUCCGGGAGGAAGAGCAACGGCCGCCCCGCCAGCAUGAAUACCAAUGUCGAGCUCCUGCGGCGCAACAUAUCGCACGAGACCUCAACGUCGGAGGGCGCUGUAGCGAACCUGAUGGCUCACAACUCCUUCUCGCUCGACGACCCCGUGCCCAAGACGCCGACAACCAACAACCAUGGCUUCUUCGAACUGCCCAAGAAAGACCAGAGGAACUUUGGCCUGCUUGUCCUGCUGUACUUCCUCCAGGGCAUCCCGCUGGGUCUGGCGACAGGAUCCGUCCCAUUUCUAUUAAAGAACCACAUGUCGUACGGCGAGAUUGGCAUCUUCAGCUUAGCGUCGUACCCUUAUUCUCUGAAGCUGUUCUGGAGCCCUAUCGUAGAUGCGGUAUGGAGUCCCAAGAUUGGCCGGAGGAAGAGCUGGAUCAUCCCCAUCCAGCUGCUAUCCGGAAUAGGCAUGCUAUGGCUAGGCGCAAGGGUCGAGAAGUGGAUGGAAUUGACCGGCAAGCCUGGCGGACCCACGGUCUGGGCCUUCACCUGGUGGUGGUUCUUCCUGGUGCUCAUGUGCGCCACGCAGGACAUCGCCGUUGACGGCUGGGCGCUGACCCUGCUCACGCCGGGCAACGUCUCGUAUGCCUCGACGGCGCAGACCGUCGGGCUUACCGCCGGCCAGUUCCUCUCCUACACGGUCUUCCUGGCCUUCCACUCCAAGGACUUCGCCAACAAGUGGUUCCGCACCGAGCCGCUCGACCACGGGUUAUUGAGCCUUGGCGGCUACCUCACCUUCGCUGGAUGGGCCUACAUCGCUGUGACCAUAGGGUUGGCCCUGCUCAAGCACGAGGAAAGGACCAGGAAUGAAGACGGGAUCUGGGACGUGUACAAGAUCAUGUGGGGCGUCCUCAAGCUGAAGAACAUCCAGGCGAUUAUCCUGGUUCACCUCAUCGCCAAGAUCGGCUUCCAAGCCAACGACGGCGUCACCGGCCUGAAACUUCUUGACAAGGGCUUCGGCACCGACAACAUGGCGCUCACCGUCCUGAUCGACUUCCCCUUCGAGAUCGGCCUAGGCUACUACGCGGGCAAAUGGUCACAGGAAUACACGCCGAUGCGCCUCUGGUGCUGGGGCUUCAUGGGCCGCCUGGCGGCCGCCAUCCUCGCGCAGUUCACUGUCUACAUCUUCCCGGCGGGCGGAGUGACGAGCUGGUACCUCCUGACCGUGAUCGCGCAGCACGUCUUCUCGACCUUCACCAACACCAUCAUGUUCGUCGCCGUGGCCGCCUUCCACGCGCGCAUCGCCGACCCGGUCAUCGGCGGCACCUACAUGACCCUGCUCGCGACGGUGUGCAAUCUGGGCGGCACCUUUCCGCGCUUCUUCGUCCUGCGCAUGGUCGACUACUUCACCAGCGCUACGUGCAUCCCGCCGACCCAUCCCAAUCCGGACGCUACUAAGCCCGCGGUGCCCGCGGUGACGGCGCCCUUCAGCUGCGCCGUCCAGGCGGACAAGGAACGCUGCUUAGCGGGCGGCGGUGUCUGCGAGAUGCAGCGCGACGGCUACUACAUCGUCAACGUCCUCUGCGUGCUGAUCGGUGUCGUGACCUUUGCGCUGUUCAUUCGACCCAGGGUGCUGCAACUUCAAGCGUUGCCGCUCCGGGCUUGGCGGUUAUCUUCCUCCCCUUCGUCGUCCAAAUAUUGACGGGCUUUUUAUUUCUUGCUAGGGUGUUAUGGGGAUGGUCGAAGGGGCUCGGAAUGUUACGUAGCACAUAUUCGCAUGAUAGUACAUAGCCAGAGGAACAAGAUUCACUCGCAUACCAUGUGCACUCGGGGUGUAGACAUCGAGUAUGGUAAAACUGUGAGAUAUGACUAAGAUAAGGUAGGUAGGUGUGCGAUAGAGGAGGGUGUCACUUCCAUGGAUAUGCAAGGGACGGGCUGUGGCCUUGUGCUCUGCCAGGUGGCGGCUUUGAAUUUGAGCCAGCUUACAAGACAAAUCACAUCACGAG
Chaetomium strumarium is the source of this 2443-nucleotide messenger RNA. Its product is annotated as acetyl-coenzyme A transporter 1-domain-containing protein. Gene Ontology annotation, molecular function: acetyl-CoA transmembrane transporter activity. The record is from RefSeq and is a predicted model, not a curated record. The coding region runs from base 391 to 2139 and encodes 582 amino acids. Gene Ontology annotation, cellular component: membrane. The transcript has a single exon. NCBI's taxonomy places the organism in Eukaryota, Fungi, Ascomycota, Sordariomycetes, Sordariales, Chaetomiaceae.